Molecule: messenger RNA, 279 nt
Organism: Ostertagia ostertagi
Lineage: Eukaryota; Metazoa; Nematoda; Chromadorea; Rhabditida; Trichostrongylidae
Source: the annotation of a GenBank genome assembly
AUGCAGCUCGUUAACGGAGGGAAGCCAAAAAAGCCGAAAUGUUGGGAAAGACAAGGUCUUGCAUCAAUAGAAGAUUUUAAAAUGGCAUCCGGUGGCGAGAUUGUCAAGGAAAUGAAGCAGGUUGUCAUAGAGGAAAGUAAUUCCAAGGACGCUGAUGGUAAUAGCAAUGCUGCAGCGGCAGUUCAGAAUGUGGAGAAGUAUCGAAACGAUAUCUUGGCAAUAAAAGGAUUACACCUGCCUUCAAUGCCCCGCCUAUGGUCAAAAAAGCUUUACAAAUGA